Molecule: messenger RNA, 260 nt
Organism: Hansenula anomala
Lineage: Eukaryota; Fungi; Ascomycota; Saccharomycetes; Phaffomycetales; Wickerhamomycetaceae
Gene: ATP15
Product: F1F0 ATP synthase subunit epsilon
Exons: 2
Coding region: 72-260 (62 amino acids)
Biological process (GO): proton motive force-driven mitochondrial ATP synthesis
Cellular component (GO): mitochondrial inner membrane
Molecular function (GO): proton-transporting ATP synthase activity, rotational mechanism
Source: RefSeq, a predicted model, not a curated record
AGACGAACACCAUAGUUGUUGAAGUACAGAUCUUUUCGUAUCUAUCUUAUACCCAGAUUAAAUAUUCAACAAUGUCUGCCUGGAGAAAAGCUGGAUUUUCAUUCAACAAAUACUUACAAAUCUCUGCUCAAACUGUCAGAAAAGCUUUGAAACCAGAAUUUCAAACACAAAAAGUGCAGGCCAGAGGUAACACUGAUGCUAAAGUCAUCAAAUUUGAAAACGGUGUUGCUAAAGAAGCUGAACCAUUAGCCAAACAUUAG